AUGGCGUCACGCAAGAAGGUCCUGUUGAAGGUUAUCAUCCUCGGCGACUCGGGCGUGGGCAAGACAAGUCUGAUGAAUCAAUAUGUAAACAAGAAGUUCUCAACCUCCUACAAAGCGACCAUCGGCGCCGACUUCCUCACCAAAGAAGUGACCGUGGACGACCGCAUCGUAACGCUCCAACUCUGGGACACAGCCGGCCAAGAGCGCUUCCAGUCACUCGGCGUCGCCUUCUACCGCGGCGCUGACUGCUGCGUGCUUGUCUACGACGUCAACAGCUCCAAGUCCUUCGAGACUCUAGACUCGUGGCGCGACGAAUUCCUCAUCCAGGCCUCGCCUCGCGACCCCGAUGCGUUCCCGUUCGUGGUGCUUGGUAACAAGAUCGAUGUGGGUGAGGACAGGCGCAUGAUAACGCAGAAGAGGGCGCAUGCCUAUUGUCAGAGCAGGCAGAUGCCCUACUUCGAGACGAGCGCCAAGGAGAGCGUCAACGUUGAGCAGGCGUUUGAGGUCAUUGCCAGAAAUGCGCUUGCGCAGGAAGAAAGCGAGGAGUAUGGAGGUGACUUUUCGGACCCGAUCAACAUCAACUUGGAAAGUGAGAGGGAUGGCUGCGCGUGCUGA
Messenger RNA from Cyphellophora attinorum, 615 nucleotides. RefSeq names its product putative Ras-related protein Rab7. Gene Ontology annotation, biological process: regulation of vacuole fusion, non-autophagic. The record is from RefSeq and is a predicted model, not a curated record. NCBI's taxonomy places the organism in Eukaryota, Fungi, Ascomycota, Eurotiomycetes, Chaetothyriales, Cyphellophoraceae. The coding region runs from base 1 to 615 and encodes 204 amino acids. The transcript is spliced from 3 exons. Gene Ontology annotation, molecular function: GTPase activity; GTP binding. Gene Ontology annotation, cellular component: phagocytic vesicle; fungal-type vacuole membrane; late endosome.